This is a messenger RNA of Mesorhabditis belari, 915 nucleotides long. Lineage: Eukaryota; Metazoa; Nematoda; Chromadorea; Rhabditida; Rhabditidae. The record is from the annotation of a GenBank genome assembly.
AUGCUCGCCUCAAUAUUCAAAAAGAAAGAGCCCAAGUCGGAAAUGGGAAACGAUCAUUCGACGAAUCAAUCGGAUUUCCCAAGAAAAAGUAUCGACGAUGGAGCGAUGAGACAGGUGAAAUCGGCGCAAACAACUCCGCGAAUGUCCUUCAAUGGGCCUCGUUUAGUGCACAAAAACUCGGAGCAAUCGUUGAGUGUCUCCGGGAUCGCUAUUAGACAACAUCGACUGUCUGUCGGCGAUUGCAGAAUUCCGGUGGAACGCCGUGGAUCGACUCGGUCAAGGCUGUCGGGCAGCGUUGAUCACAUGGGAAACGCACAACAGAGAAGAGUGAGUCGAGCGAACUUGAAUUUUACCGGAGAAGGCGGUGACGGAGGAAUGAGCAUUCAGGAACAUCUCAAGCUCACACCAUAUCAGUCUCAACUCCUCCAAGCAACUUGGUCAAAAAUUCGCCCAAACAGCGCAACUUUCACGCAAAUUUUCAAAUUGCUCUGUUUCAAAUCAACUCUGGCACGUGAGAUUUUCCAGAAAUUGAGUAUUGUUGAAGGAUUUAAAUCGGAUGGAAGAUGUGAUCUGAAUAUGCACGCCAAGAUGCUUUGUGAUAUGAUGGAUUCAAUCAUCAGUGAUCUCAAUCAACCAUCGAAAAGUGUUCAAGCCAAAUGUACAGAGAUCGGCGUCUCACAUCACAAUGUAAACGAGACAUCAGCCGGCGCUUUGUGGGAAUCGCUUGGGGAAUGCAUGGCUGAGGUGAUCACCAAAGUGGAUUGUGUACGAUCAAAAAGAGAAGCUGGGAAAGCCUGGAUCACCGUUAUCUCCUUUAUGGUGGACGCAAUGAAAAACGGUUACAUGGAUGAGUUCCGUCGACAUCACGUCUCCCGAAAUUCGGUCACUCGACUCAACGAGACUCGAGUGAAACAA